Molecule: messenger RNA, 1897 nt
Organism: Aspergillus saccharolyticus JOP 1030-1
Lineage: Eukaryota; Fungi; Ascomycota; Eurotiomycetes; Eurotiales; Aspergillaceae
Gene: snf4
Product: AMP-activated serine/threonine-protein kinase regulatory subunit SNF4
Exons: 6
Coding region: 142-1533 (463 amino acids)
Source: RefSeq, a predicted model, not a curated record
GUUGUUGUUGCACAGGCACCGUUUUCUAUUUCUCAUUUCUUUUUUUUUUUAUAACUCCCUGAUUAGAACUCACCCACAGUUCGAUCGGUCUCUCCACACCGGAGCUGCAACUGGAAGCGGUGGUCGAACCAUCGAUCAAUCAUGACGGAGGACUUUCCCCAGCGGCGCCGGCCAGUCCCCACGGGCAGAACCAGCUCUACUUCCGGCCUGCCGCUCUCAACUACUAACGUUACUACUACUACUACCGCUUCAACAAUCACCACCACCACCACCACCGACAACUCUCUCUUCUCUUCCGCUACAACGGCUACUGCUACGGCUAUUGCCUUUGCAAAUCCUACGCCAACACCUUCCUUUCCCCUCCUCACUACCAGCACUUUCCAAUCUCGAUCUCGAUCUCGGUCGCAGCCUUAUACUCCUUCGCCCUCCCUCCCAAUCGCCCUUCUCUCCUCCCACCCCUCCUCCACCUUAGACCGUCGGCCAGUCCGUGCCCACGAGGGAGGUUUCGUGCAUCCCGCCUCCUUUCUCCGGCCACGAGGUCUGUCACAACCAAUGCCCCCAGCUCAGCCCGAAAGGGCUAUCGAUCGCGAAGAGCGUCAGGGCCUACGUGCCAUCCGCAACUUCCUCAAAGUCCGUACCAGUUACGAUGUCCUUCCGCUUAGUUUCCGACUCAUCAUCUUCGACACCUCCUUGUCGGUCAAGGAGAGCUUGAACAUCCUCAUCCAAAAUGGUAUCGUUUCGGCUCCAUUAUGGGAUUCGAAGGCGUCGACCUUUGCUGGUCUCUUGACCACAUCUGACUACAUCAACGUUAUCCAGUACUAUUUCCAGAACCCUGCUGCGCUGAACCAGAUCGACCAAUUUCGACUUGAUAGUCUUCGAGAGGUCGAAAAAGCUUUGGGCGUCGCCCCUCCCGAGACAAUAUCGAUCGACCCUGAACGACCCUUGUAUGAAGCCUGUCGGCGCAUGUUGGAGUCGCGUGCUCGCCGCAUUCCCCUCGUCACACGCGACAGUCAGACCGAUCGAUCUCUGGUCCUGAGUGUGGUCACUCAGUAUCGCAUUCUCAAGUUCGUUGCGGUCAACGUUCCAGACACCCAGAAGCUGCGCAAGCCGCUUGGGGAGAUUUUGCUGGGUUCGUACCAGAACGUCGCGACGGCAUCUAUGGACACACCUGUCAUUGAUGUGAUUCAUAUCCUGGUUGAACGGAGCAUAUCCAGCGUGCCAAUUGUGAAUUCGGAGGGAGUGGUUUACAACGUAUUUGAAGCCGUCGAUGUGAUUACCUUGAUCAAAGGCGGCGUGUAUGAUGAUCUUAGCCUUACCGUGGGCGAAGCAUUAAAAAAGCGAUCUCCCGAUUUCCCGGGAAUUUAUACAUGCUCCUUGGACGAUGGUCUGGAUACCAUCUUCGACACGAUUCGCAAGUCUCGCGUGCACCGCCUGGUUGUGGUAGAUGAGAACUUCCGGCUCAAGGGCGUCCUGACUUUGAGCGACAUCCUACAGUAUAUCCUCCUCGAGGGCGAAACUGAUGAGCUAUCAUGAAUUUAUGUCAUUUUUCUUCUUGAUUUCCAUUUCUUCUGGCGCCGUGGCGCUGCCAUAAUACUCACAAUUGCAUAGGGCGGCGUUUCUCGGUUGGGGCUAAUGUCGGUGUCGGAGCCUCUCGCACUGGGUUCGACAGAUGGUAGCUGACUUGUGACCGACGCAUGUUACUCCUGGCUUUUCCUUUUUCCAUCUUGUUGGAACACACGCUGCAAAAGUAAACCUACACGACAUCAUAUGAUGUCUACACUUCUUCACUUGGUCUCCGUCAGCGGCAGGGGACCAGGAACCUAGCCUUGGCGCUGGGCUUGACAACAAUAGAUCUCAUUACUUGUAUGACUCUCUCUUGUGAACUAACUGAUUCGAU